UUUCGUAACGCAGUAUAACGCAUUCCGCUGCGUAACGCUUAUUCCAACGGCUGUCACUUUUUGAAUCUCACGGAUCAAAACAAACGUGCGCGGUACGCUUGGCUUGGAUAGAAAAAGGGAUAUUUCUCUGUGAAAAUGAUAGAAAAAGUCGAUUCUGUGUACCGGACGAACAUGCAAACAUCCAAAACGCUUGAGGAACUCCGGGCGCUGAAUGGCCGGAACGAGAAACUGCUGGCCGAUUUCGGCAUCGACGUGUUCUCGUUGAAAGACCCGGUGUCAGAGCUGCUGGAGCAGUUUGCCCAGAUACGCCAGUACACCGGACUGGGAGUCGAGCGGCCCGACCUGUCCUUCCUGGACGAGUUCCUACAGCAGCGCGAGGCCAGACGGCUAGAGGCAAAGCUACAGUCGAUCCAACUGCGAUCCGAAAUCGAAGCUCUACAGAACGCAGUCGAAUGUGUCGAGAAAGAAACAAAACAACUGGAAUGCUUUCUGGAGGAAAGUGAGGCGUUGGUCACGACCGGCGAUCAGUACGAAAAGCGACAUGCCUUGCUGGAGAAGAGCAUCGAGCAAAUCAAGGGCCGUCAGAAAGCCGUCUCGAACCUGUCGAACGAGAUCGAUCUGGAUGAGCUGAUCGCCAAUGUGCGUCUGCUGGAGGAGGAAACUGCUUCGCGCCGGAAUGAGAACUGAACCGGAAUGUUCGUGAGGGGAUUUGUAGGCUGCGUGUAACAGAGAACAAACAAAUAACAAUUCAUGCUAUUGCGCUGCCAUUUCUCCCGGGAAUCACCGGCAAGAUCAGAGAGCCACAUAAACGUUGUCAGAUGCUGCGGUUGCUGUACAGUGAUUGGCAGCGUCAGCACAUAAUGUGUCGCUGUCCUGGUUCAUGUUUCACGGGGAUUUUUAGCGCGACUACCUGGUGCAGUUACCGGGAUCUUUCACAGGGAAACUAAAACCACCAUCAGGUGAUUCAUGCAAAAGGCAUUGCCGGAAUUUCUUAUCGGUAGGCCGACUGACUGACUAGGCUGUUGUUUUGGAAGCAUGUUUGCCAUAGGGAUAACGGGGAAGAACACCCUUUGUGCUUGAUUUAAUAUGUAAAAUCGUAAAAUGAUUAAAUAUAUAAAAUAGAUUGAAAUAUAAUUGAACUUGUAAACAUUACUACCGUUAGUGAAAAGCAUGCAUGCAGACGGUGAAUUGGUGUAAUACAAUAAAUAAAAUAAUGAAAACCGUC
Anopheles aquasalis is the source of this 1225-nucleotide messenger RNA. RefSeq lists its product as uncharacterized. The record is from RefSeq and is a predicted model, not a curated record. NCBI's taxonomy places the organism in Eukaryota, Metazoa, Arthropoda, Insecta, Diptera, Culicidae.